AUGUCUGUCUACGAUAGUAAAGCUAAUUAUCAUCCAGUAUCAACUUUACCUGGUAGUUUACCUAAUGGAUCUUAUCUUUUACCUGGUAAUGGUUAUUUCAGUGUUGAAGGACAUUUACCUCGACUUCGUUAUGAUACUCAAAAAUUUCUCGAUGAUCCAAAAUAUGCUUAUUCACAAAGUUAUCGUAUUGAUGCAAUGCAAGCAUUGAAUAAUGCAAAAAAAGGUACAAGUUUACCACGAUAUUAUUCAUAUUAUCCUCAUUUUGAAGCAACACGUGAACGACAUAUAUUUGUACCAAAAUAUUUUCCUAAUGAAAAUCCAUCAUGUUAUGAACAUAAAGGUUUAAAACAUUUUAAAGAUCUAGCUUCAAAUUCAGAAAUUUAUGCACUUCGAAGUGUUAAUAGUUUACCACCAUUAGAUUAUGUUACUAUACCCAAAUCUGAUCAAAAUAAUGAAAUCUAUCGAACUUAUCAAGCAAAAAUGCCUUAUGAUAUGAUGGUAUUACGGGAUGAGCAAAUAUAUAAAACACCAUAUUCAAAAGAUUGUAUGACACGUAAUAAAUCAUUUAUUACAAGUACAACACUUGUACCACGAGGACCUUAA
This is a messenger RNA of Rotaria sordida, 603 nucleotides long. The record is from the annotation of a GenBank genome assembly. Lineage: Eukaryota; Metazoa; Rotifera; Eurotatoria; Philodinida; Philodinidae.